GGGGACCAUUGCCACAAUUAUUCUAUAUUAUUACUUGUGAUAAUAAGGCCUCAUUCUUGGACCUCUGUUUGUGGGUGUUCUGUUCUUUCCUGUUUUUUCAAACUAAGAUUGCACUUUUGCUAUUUCUCUUUCUUCACUGUCUUUUCUGUCAGCAAGAGCUUGAAUAAACACCCCCAUAAGGCCAUAACUCCACUGAUCUUCUCUGCGCCCAAUUUGGAAUGUUAAGCCCCCAACUUUAUAAACCUUCUUCACCCAUCACAUAUCACAUGCUCUCAAUGCAAUUAUAAUGGUCCAUUCCAAUUCCCAUACCAAUUCCAACUCAGGCACCACUUUCUAGUUUCUAGCUUCCACCUCUUGUCAUUACUUCUGCUGUCUCAAGGCUACUAGUAGCCAAAGGAGAGGGAAAAGUUUGCAACUUUCUCACACACCACAAAUCUUUAUGGCAUUAGUGCCUCAAAAUGCUUGUCCUGUAUUGGCCACACCUAAAGCCUCAAACUUUAACCUACCCACUUUGAUUUUCUGUCACUUCCAUUGAUAUUACAACAACUAUUUUGCUUCUUUGGUAUUUGGAAUCUUGAGCUUCUUUUCCAUGAACGAAGCUCAAGUCCAAAUAACCAUUCCUCACUUGUUCAGAUGCCCAAUCAGCCUAGACUUGUUCGAAGAUCCAGUGACUUUAUGCACAGGCCACACCUAUGACAGAUCAAGCAUAGAGAAAUGGCUCUCUGCAGGUAACCUCACAUGCCCUGUAACAAUGCAGAAGCUUCAUGAUCCUUCCAUUGUUCCCAAUCACACCCUACGCCAUUUAAUCGAUCAGUGGCUUCAACUGGGUCUCCAAUUUGACCCUGGUAACUCUGCUUCUAUAGAUUACUUAGCUUCACUCAAGCACAACCUUGAAUCACCAGAAGCCACUUUACAAAGCAAGCUCCAAGCACUUGAGAAAAUUAGAGUCCUCUCUGAUGAGUAUUGCUCCUUCAAAAAAACUUGCUUUCACCAACUGGGGUUCUUGCCUUUACUUCUAGAACUAGUUUUUGGAAAAGAAGAUGCUACUUCUUCACCCUCAAAAAAUCACAUGGAAUUUGCAGAGGUAGCACUAUCUUGCAUUGUAAAAUUGUUGCCACUUGUUAGCUUAGAGCCUCUGAACAUGAUCAAAGAUGAGUCCAAAUUAGCAACGUUCCUGCAACUACUUGAAAAGGGAACUAGCUCAAUCAAGACUAGUUUGUGUCAAGUUAUAGAAUCCACAGCGGCAAUAUCACAAACAGAUGGGGUGCAUCACAUACUUGGAAACUCCCACAAACUAGUACAAGAGAUUGUUCUACUAAUUCGCCAAAACUGCGAUGAGGUUUCGGUUUCGGUUUCGGUUUCGAAUGCAGCAAUCAGAGCUAUGUCAGCGUUAUGCUCCAUGGUUUCUAACAGAGAAAAUUUGGUGAAAGCAGGAGCAAUAGAAGCAAUCAUAGCAUACAUUUCAGAACCAAGAGAGAAGAACUUGGCUCCACUUGCCAUGGUGGCGAUGAAGAAGCUUGUGGUGCUUGAGAGUGGCAAAGAAGCGUUGGUGAAUCACCCCAGAGGGAUUGAAACUCUGGUGAAGAUGGUUUUCAGAGUGUGUAAUCAAGAGUGCAGUGAGAUUGCUGUUGGGGUGCUUUUGAUUGUUUGUUGUGAUUCUGGGCGUGCCAGAGAAGAAGCCAUUGAAGGUGGGGUUUUGACUCAGUUGCUGUUUCUUCUGCAGAGUCAGUGCUGCAUCAAAACCAAAGCCAAGGCCAGAAUGCUGCUCAAGUUGCUUAGAUCCAAGUGGAUUGAAGAACCAAGAAAACAGGUGUAGAUUGUGAAAUGUGAUUAUGUGAAUUGCCUUUCGAACGCCGACUCUUGUACAAUUGAUUCUGAAGUCAAAAUCAAUUGAGACGGGUGUUGUGAGUAGCUUCUGAGUUUCAUAAUCGAUUUUAUUGAAAGAGAAGCCGAUACGAAUAUGUUAAUAUGUGAAUGUGAUCAUUAAGUAUAAAACUAAGUAUUUGAUUGAUCUCA
Lotus japonicus is the source of this 2016-nucleotide messenger RNA. RefSeq names its product U-box domain-containing protein 26-like. The coding region runs from base 590 to 1816 and encodes 408 amino acids. The transcript has a single exon. Gene Ontology annotation, molecular function: ubiquitin protein ligase activity. Gene Ontology annotation, biological process: protein ubiquitination. The record is from RefSeq and is a predicted model, not a curated record. NCBI's taxonomy places the organism in Eukaryota, Viridiplantae, Streptophyta, Magnoliopsida, Fabales, Fabaceae.